GAGCCCGCCCGCGGCUGGCGGCGGCGCGCGGCCGCGUCCCCGUGGCCGUGAAUGAGCGCGGGGGGCGGGAGCGGAGCGGGAGCGGGGAGCGGGCGGGCCGCGCUCCCACCGCGCUCCCACCGCGCUCCCACCGCGCCGCUCCGCCGCGCCCCACAAAAGUGCGGGGUUGCGGCGGCCCGGCCCAGCCCAGCUGCUUCCCGGGCCGGAGGGGGCGCGGAGCAGCCGCCGAGCCGAGCCGAGCCGCUGCGGGGGGCGCUGCGCCGCGCCGCGCUGGGGUUUUUAUUUCCAAUUUUUGAUCGCAGCUGCAUUUCCCUCCCCCCGCCCCCCCGCGCCGAGGAGGAGCCCCGGCUUUAUGUGGUGCUGCCCGGAGAGCGCUCGGCGGCCGUGAAGUUCUUUGUGUCGCCGUCGCCUUCUUUCUUUUUUUUUUUUUUCUUUUUUUUUUUUUUUUAAAUGUAUAACUUAAUGGGUCUGAACAGCACGGCCGUAGCUAUUCAGCCCAAUGUGUCCUGCACAUGCAACUGCAAAAGGUCUUUGUUCCAGAGCAUGGAGAUCAGCACUGAAUGUUUAGGUCGCACCUUUCCAGGUAAACUGGCGGAGUUGGAGUUUGUACAGAUAAUCAUAAUCGUGGUGGUGAUGAUGGUGAUGGUGGUGGUGAUCACAUGUCUGCUGAACCACUACAAACUCUCUGCGCGAUCCUUCAUCAGCCGGCACAGCCAGGGCAGGCGGAGGGACGAGAACCUCUCAUCAGAGGGAAGCCUGUGGCCUUCAGAAAGCACCGUCUCGGGGAAUGGAAUAACAGAGCAGCAAAUCUACACCCCGAGACCCAGCGACCGCCUGGCAGUGCCAUCCUUUCUGCAGAGGGACCGAUUUAACAGAUUCCAGCCAACCUACCCCUACAUGCAGCACGAGAUAGACCUGCCACCCACCAUCUCGCUGUCGGACGGCGAGGAGCCCCCCCCAUACCAGGGACCCUGCACGCUGCAGCUGCGAGACCCCGAGCAGCAAAUGGAGCUCAACAGAGAAUCGGUCCGGGCCCCCCCCAACAGAACCAUCUUCGACAGUGACUUGAUAGAUAACUCCGUGUAUGGGGGGCCGUGCCCCCCGAGCAGUAACUCUGGCAUCAGUGCGACCUGCUAUGGGAGCAAUGGUAGGAUGGAGGGACCACCGCCGACGUACAGCGAGGUGAUAGGGCACUACCCUGGGUCGACAUUUUACCAGCACCAGCAGAACAACAACGGGAUGCCCUCUAUCCUGGAGGGCAGCAGACUCCAUCAUUCACAAAUCAAUGGCCUUGAGAGCACAACCGCGUGGAACAAAGAGAAGGAGAAACAAAAAGGGCACCCCUUUUAAAAAAAAAAAAAAAAAAAGAAAAGAAAAAAAAGCAAGAAAGUAAAUGAAACACUCUGCACUUCUGGGUAAAAGAAAAAGGAGAGAGAGAGAGUUGAGGAAGAUGAGCAAAGAAAAAAAAAAGCCCUUCCCCAUCUCUCCAUGUAUAAAUAUUUACUUGUUAUGUCUGGUCUGAAUGCACAAGCCUACCAAGCUUGCAAAAACAUUUCUUUAUUGAGCUGUGUCUAGACGUUUAAAAAGGAAAAAAAAAAAUCAACUGUAGUCCAUUUUUUUUUUGUUUCUAGUUGAGCUGUGUGAAUGCUUUUUUUUUGUUUGAUUAUUUCACUUAUCUUUAAAGACAAAAUAUUUGCACAAAAAACAUUUUGUUUAAAGAUCUGCAAUAUAAAUAUAUAAAUAUAUAUUAAAAAUAAGAGAAAGUGUAUGUGUAAGGAGCAGGAGUAUUUUUGUAUUAGAAGAGGCCUAUUCAAAAAAAAAAAAGUUGUUUUCUGAACUAGAAGAAAAAUGGCAAUUUUUUGAGUGCCAACUCAAAAAGCGUGUAUUACAUUGUAAAAAAACAAAAAACAAAAAAAAUCAAAAGCAGGGGUUUAGAGUUAUUUAUAUAAAUGUUGAAAUUUUGCACUAUUUUUUAAUAUAAAUACGUCAGUGCUUGUGUUGGUCAAAGCCUCUAUCAUGUCUACCAUGAACCUGUUAAGGGAUAUAUGUCGAAGUGAAGAACAAAGUAGCUGGAGGGGGUGGAAAAACGCUGAAGUGGAGAUGCCAGCCUGGGGAGGAGCGGUGAGCAAGACUGCAUCUUAUGCAAAUCCUUAAUUUCCAGAGUCCCUGCGCGUGGCCGCUGACAGUCACGGCUUUAUACAUUCCCUACAAAGCAAGAGGAGUUGGUGUGUGUCUGUAUGUCAUCUGGUAGGAUUAUUGGAGUAAAAAGGUAAAAUAAAAACUCCCUGCUUCUGAGAGUCAGUAAUGGCUGAAGCAGACAAAAAUUACUUGAUUUUUUUUUUUUUUUUACAACCUCUAACUUUUUGGAGGGGGGGUGGUGGGGAUGAGAAUAAACUUCUGUGUCUGAAGGAACAAAGUGUUUUUUGGUUUAUUUCUUUCAAUGUUCAACUGGAGGGCCCUAUUUGGAGCUAAAACGGUGAUUAUGGAAGUUAAUGGGAGUAAAUGGUAAUGUACCCACUGGCUGCCUUUCAGCGGGGGUUUAAAUAUCUCAUGGAAAGUGUCGUGGUGGUGAAAGUAAUUUUCAUUUUGUAUUAACCUCCCAAACCUCUAUUUGGGAUAAACGGGCACAGCCGUGUCUCACAGCUCGCUGCCUCUGGCCAGCACUACUUUUUAUUUUACUAUCCUAGCUAAAGAGGCAUCAGAUACAGUAGAUGGAAAUUAAUCUGCUCCUGUGAUAUAUUAAUUAAAGGCUAAAGAAAUACGCUUAAUGCUUUAGAAGCAACCCCCCUUUACCUCUUCUGAAGAGCCCUCAUCCACAGCAGCACGGUCCCACCUGCCCUCCCGCCCGCCGGGUGUUGUGCGUCUUUUAAUUUAUCUUGGUUUUGGAAGCAUUUUGUCUUACUAUGCUAUUGUUUACAUUUUUAUAUUGUCUGGUAGGUGUUUUACCCUCAUGGUGAAUUUGUAUGUGAUGGAGUGAGAGAGUGAGAAACCGGAGAGCACGAGAGAGAGAAAGUAAAAGGGAAAAAACCUGCUCCCAGUCCUGUCUCCCGGCUGGGAGAGCAUCUCUCCGAAUGUUGGGAAGGGUCGGUAGGGGAACUACAGAGAGCGAAGAUUUUACAAGGGGGUGUGAUUUCAUUUUCUGCAGGAUGCUAUCUAGUAGAGUGACAUAAAUGAAAGAUAUAAAGGCAAUAACUAUUAUUUUUAAGCAACUUUUCUAUUACUUGAAAAAAAAAAAAAACAAACCAUGAGAACGGUUUUGAAGUUCUGACCAUUUGAACAAUAUUUAUAUAUAUUUUAAAGAAGAUGAUGAAUAGCUGAACUUGAAGUUUGAUCAUCAUUUUUGCUUUUUUUUUAUUUUUGCCUAGAAAUAGUUGUGUACCUUCUCAAUAUUUCAAACUGCUUUUCCACAGCUCUUGAAAUCUUCGUAGCUUUACAGUCAUGUACCCUAAAUUUUGAAGACCUAAAAAAAAAAAAAGAAAAGAAAAAAAAAAGUGCAAAGGAAUAAAUAGUUUGUCACGAAAAGGAAUAAUAGUUUGUCACGAAAGGUACAAAACUGAUGAGUUUAUACGAGUUUUUAAAAUGUAUCUUUCCUUUAUGUAACAUGUCUAUUUAGUGCCUUAUUAAAGAAACAGUAACCCUCCCUUUUUAGGGAGGGGGAAACAAAAUCAUCCUUAGCGUCACAAGUAACCAGCGUCUGGUCUCUUGCUCCUUUGGACCUUGCAUUCAAUUUUCCAGUCCCUUCUGUCCCCGGAGCAGCUCGAUGUGCCUGGCCAGGCAGGCUGCUCCCCCUGCCACCGCGCUCCCCCGGUCCCCAAGGGAACUUGAACACGUUUAUGCACAUUAUCCUACCUGCAGAGGUAGGAAGCUGUGGUGGAUAUUAUAAGUGAGGUACCAACCAAAAGAGAAACAAAUAUGAUAUCUACUGCCCUCUUGAGCCAAAAUGCGUGAAUAGUGUUGUUGGGGUUGGGGUGUUUGUUGUGGGUUUUUUGGGGGGUGGGGGGUGUUGUUCUGUGAGCUGAACUAGUUUGUUUGCAACAAAAAAAAACUGGUAACCUCAUCAGGUUUUGGGUGGAAUAUGCAUCACACAUUUAAAGCCAAGCAGUGAAUAUGGAGGUGUCAGUGUCAUGGGGACCGGAGGUUUGUUGAUAACCGGAUUGUCUUUGUCGUGUGGCAUUGCCUGGCCACCAAACCCCACGGGGAGCUCCGGGAGGUGGGGGGGUCUGGAAAGGUGCGGAGGGAUAGUGGGAGAGGAUCUAAAAAUGUAGUGCAAUUAAACCCAGCUCUCAUAUCCUCAAUAUUUCAACUGAUUCUCUGGGGUUUUUUCCCUGUUUUUUUUUUCUCUCUCCCCAGCCCACUCCUAGUGAGAGCUUUUAUUUCUCAAGCAUCACCCCAAGCAUCUGCAGUUGAGUGGUCAGUUGGUUGAGUUCCUGGGUCCAGUUUCAUUUACCUCUUUCUCAAGUUUGGGGGAUUUAAUGAGUAUGAAAUGAGGUGGCUCAUUGACACCAAAUUUCUGUUGCAAAGGAUGCCUUUCCGUCCCCGCCGUGCACAAACAUGCCAGGCUGCCACCUUUCCCACUGCCGGUGCAGUGCCCUGGGGGGGGAGCCGGGGUCCCAGGCAGCGGGUGCAGCUCGAGUCCACCUCGAUGGAGCCAAGUUGUCACCUUUUGUCUUUCUUCUGCCCAUCCCUCUGUUUUGCAGUCCCAAGAACUGUGUAUUUCGAGUGCAGAUACCAGAUCUGGGGCCCCGAUCAACUCCAAGUUCUGAAUGGGUGUUUAGAGAUAACGGUGUGUUCUUUUUUAUUAUUGUUGUUGUUGUUGCUGUUGUUAUUAUUAUUACUAUUUAAUGUUACUUUUUGGCCUCGGGGUCCAUUUCUUCCCAAUCCCCAUGUCCCCGUAUUGCCAGCGAGGCAGAGGAUUUGCGUUGCACACCCUUGCUGAUGUCUCUCCUCGUUUCCUUCUGGCCUUCGUGCAGCUCUGGAGAGGGCUGGGCUGGAAGCUGGGCUGCGGUCCUGCUCCGUAGGAGUCUCUAGCAUCUUGCAGCUGCCAGCAGGGACAUUCAGGCCCCUUUAGAACAAUUUAUUUUUAAACAAAUAGAGAAAAAACAAGGCAUUGCUAAUGCUUAGCAACCUCUUGUCCUAGCCUGCCUUUUUGCUCAAAAGUUUAAGUCAUGUUAGCUUUAAAAGGGGUUGUUAAUCUUAGUUUCUUGGCAUACAGUACGGCAAACAGCAUCCUUAUAGUGCCCCCAGAUAUUAACGGCCUGGGAUGAGAAUGUGGGUCAGGAUGGUGAGGAGGGAUGGGUUUCCUUUGGGGCUGACACUGGUAAAACUUGUGUUCCCUUCGCAACCCUCGAUUUCACCGGUUUGAAGAUUGAGCUUUACUAAUCUAGUGUGUUAUUUCCGCAAGUGUUACGAAAUUCAUUCUGUCUUAAGUGGGGGUAUAAGGAAAUCUCAUUGCUUUCUGGAGAAUCACCCUUUUUUAUGUGUAUUGAACUAUAAAAUUGCACUAAAACUGCUAUAUUAAAAACCAGAAAAAUAAAAGCCCAACAUUUUUACUAAGGAUUGGGAAAAGACGGAAUCCAGAUGUGUAGCAUUAAUAAUGCUAGGCGAUAACAGAAUGAAUUUUUAAUCUCUUCUGUCUCUGUAUCGCUCAGAGAUUUUCUAUGUACAACACAAAGCUAUAAAAAACAAAAAGUUUUCCAGAAACUGCGCUUCAAAUUUUUGCUGUACUAUAGAAGCUCAUGAAGGACAACAUUAAAGUCCUAAUUUGCCUGCCUUAUAGACACAUUUCAUUGUAUUAAUAUUUUCUUAAAAUUCCAGUUGCAUUGCGUUGGCUUUGGAGUUUGUUAUAGGCAGUCCUGUAUCCUGAGUUCUGUUCAAGUUUAAACUUAUGUAAACUAUUGACAGCACAUGCAAUGCAGUACUUAUCUAUAUUUUGCUGUUUUAGUAUGAAUAUGUACUCUGAUGCCAAUUUACAAAAAUCUGUUGUAAACGCUUAUUGUGUAACAGUAACCGAUAGUGGCAAUUAUAUGUCAUUCUAAAAGCUGCAAUACUUAUACAAUAAAUUUUACAAUACUUUGGAAAAUUUGCCUUCACCUUUUGCUUUGUUACCCAAAAAAUCGAAGUUUGCCAACACAAUGUAAUUUCAAAAGCUCUUCCAAUUAUUUUUUUUUAAUAUUGGAAAAUUAAUAUUCUCAGUUUUUUAUAUUUGUGUGGGUUUCCCCCUUCCUUGUUAAGUAGCCUUCUGAAUAACAGGCCAACCUCUAUAUUGACACGACAUGUUUUUUCCCAUGAAGCUGUAGCUGGUUCCUGGUGUAUUUGCAUGCUCGGUCCGUGUGUGCAUGUACGAUUCUGUUUUCUUUUGAGUAGACCAGGUGUCGCAGCUUUAAUCCCAGAAGAAGCAUUCCUGGUUUGCACCAAUAUGUCCAACACUUGCGCUCCUGCCUUUCAGCCAAGAACAUCACUGAUGGUCAGAAGGUCUUAACUUGAAUAACCAUCAAUCAACAAGAACUGCGUAGAUUGACCCAAAUCUAAGCACAGAUAAUUUGUGUGACUUUUUUUCUUUCUGAGACUGUGGUCAAAUUGCAGUGAUCACAUUAAAAUGAUUGAAAACUUAA
Molecule: messenger RNA, 6611 nt
Organism: Falco peregrinus (peregrine falcon)
Lineage: Eukaryota; Metazoa; Chordata; Aves; Falconiformes; Falconidae
Gene: PMEPA1
Product: prostate transmembrane protein, androgen induced 1
Exons: 5
Coding region: 451-1350 (299 amino acids)
Biological process (GO): negative regulation of transforming growth factor beta receptor signaling pathway
Cellular component (GO): early endosome membrane; Golgi membrane
Molecular function (GO): R-SMAD binding
Source: RefSeq, a predicted model, not a curated record